GGAAUGGGAUGGGUCGCUUUUGAUGUUGUUAAGCGCAUUUAUCAGAGUGUCCUGUCCCAUUUUAUUUAGUGUUAACCAUGAAAAGAAAUUCCACUUCCUAAUAUAAAAUGGGGAAUAUUUCUCUACUUUUCCCACCUCCUCCUUUUAUCAUCUUGCAUAACACCUUCAUCUGUUUGGAUCUUCUUCCCCAACAAUGACAAAACCUAAAAUUCCUACUAAGAUUUCCCAUCUGUUUUUUUAAUUUUCGAAUUCCCAUUUUGUUUUUAUCAGAGUUUGCUGAUUUUAAUGGCAAUGCUGGGUACUGAUAGGUCUAGUUCUUGUGCCUUGGUUUGUUUGAAUGGCUAGAGACACGAGGGUGUGCUUGAGAAGGGGGCCGUUGUGAAUUGGAAGUAUAGUAGUAGUAGCUGUUAUUUUGCAUGCAUCUUCGAAAUGAUUGCCAAUACAGAUAUCGUCGAAGAUGGUCUUUGCCAGGAAUUGGAGUCUAUGUGUGUUUCAAGAAAGCUUGUUAGAAGUGUGAGCCAGAAGUUACGGAAGAAGAGAAUACACAGAAGUGCCGGGAAUGAAGAGGAAACUGCUAAUGGGUUUUCUCUAAGAUGUCUCACUUUAUAUGGAAGAGGUGGGGGUUGUAAAGUUGGGGCUGACACCAGUGAAGAGUUUGGAGAUUCAAGCAAUAGGAGGAGGUCAAGUGCUAGUGAGGAAGGGAAAGGAUUUAAACCCAUGUGUGGGGGUGAGGAAGCAGGAGUUGACUGCUUCUCCUAUGGCAGGAAGGAUCGUUUCUGGAAGAGAAAUAAUAGAAAGGAGUUAGAGUACGAGGAAUCUCAAAGAAACGGUAGAAUGAAUCUUUCACUUCCGGAUGAUAUCUUAGAGAUGUGUUUGAUGAGGCUUCCUUUAUCAAGUCUCAUGAAUGCUCGUCUUGUCUGCAAAAAAUGGAAUUACUUGACAACAACCCCUCGAUUUAUGCAAAUGCGUAGAGAAGGUCUUUAUCAAACUCCAUGGCUGUUUGUGUUUGGUGCUGUUAAGGAUGGUUACUGUACUGGGGAAAUUCAUGUGCUUGAUGUAUCCCUUAAUCAAUGGCACAACAUAAAUGCUGAAGUUCUUAGAGGAAGGUUCAUGUAUUCUGUUGCCAGCAUGCGGGAUGAGAUUUUCAUUGUUGGAGGUUGUUCUAGUCUGACUAGUUUUGGAAGGGUUGACAGAAGUUCAAUCAAGACACAUAAGAGUAUGUUGGUUUUUAGUCCCUCAGCGAAAUCCUGGCGUAAAGUUGCGUCUAUGAAGUAUGCUAGAUCAUCUGCUGUACUUGGGAUUUCCGAGGUCAGUGUAGACUGUCCAGUUGUGCAAAGUCAGUCAAGCCGCCAAGAUCGGCGUUUACCUAGGUCAAGGCUUAAUGGGGUGUCUGAUGUUUAUGAGGAUCCUCACCGACUCUCUGUCAGACGACAGCUGAGAAAUUUGUCUGAUGAAAAUGCCGGUUUCUUGGCUCCAAUAAAAAAGCAGUGCAAGCCUUUGAGACACAGAAGUGAGACUUCAAGCCUAAGGGAAAGUAAGAGGUUUGUGCUAAUUGCUAUUGGUGGUCUUGGGUCAUGGGAUGAACCUUUAGAUUCUGGGGAACUUUAUGACUCUAUAUCAAACAAAUGGGUUGAAAUUCCAAAACUUGCUGUAGAUUUUGGCAUUGUUUGUUCUGGAGUUGUUUGUAAUGGUACAUUCUUUGUUUAUUCAGAGUGUGAUAAGCUUGCUGGCUAUAACAUAGAAAGAGGAUACUGGACUGUGAUCCAAACAACCCCAUCACCACCUCGUGUUGAUGAAUAUUACCCCAAACUUGUGUCGUGUGAUAGCCGUUUGUUCAUGCUUUCUGUGUCGUGGUGUGAAGGAGAUGGUCAAAUAGGUAGGAGAAACAAAGCCAUAAGAAAGAUGUGGGAGCUAGACCUUAUGUAUCUUGCUUGGACUGAGGUAUCAAUCCACCCUGAUGCCCCUAUGGAUUGGAAUGCUGCAUUUGUAGCUGACAAGAAUCUCAUAUUUGGAGUUGAAAUGUUCAAAAUAUUUGGGCAAGUAUUGGACUUCUUUACCGUCUGCAACGUAUCAGACAAGGUCAUAAAAUGGAGCCAUAUAUCGAGGAAUCGUGUAGCUCUUGAACAUGAUGCAUCCUCAUGUGUGACAAAAACUAUGAUGGCAGUUCAUCUCUGACCCUGCUUCAACAAUGCCAGAAACUUAUGAAAGAAUAGAAUUGUGCCACAAUAUAGGUAUGCUUGAUGUGCAACUUACAUCCCCAUUAAUGUAGACCUGUUUUAGUCUGAUGAAACAGAAAUUUAUGGGUUUUUCCUAUCAAUAUUCAACAUUGAGUAAUGAAUAGUAAUGAAGGUGGAUUAGUUGUUUGUA
Molecule: messenger RNA, 2367 nt
Organism: Spinacia oleracea (spinach)
Lineage: Eukaryota; Viridiplantae; Streptophyta; Magnoliopsida; Caryophyllales; Amaranthaceae
Product: F-box/kelch-repeat protein At5g42350
Exons: 2
Coding region: 430-2175 (581 amino acids)
Cellular component (GO): SCF ubiquitin ligase complex
Molecular function (GO): protein binding
Source: RefSeq, a predicted model, not a curated record